Messenger RNA from Tarenaya hassleriana, 2596 nucleotides. RefSeq names its product subtilisin-like protease SBT3.8. The record is from RefSeq and is a predicted model, not a curated record. NCBI's taxonomy places the organism in Eukaryota, Viridiplantae, Streptophyta, Magnoliopsida, Brassicales, Cleomaceae. The transcript is spliced from 12 exons. Gene Ontology annotation, biological process: proteolysis. Gene Ontology annotation, molecular function: serine-type endopeptidase activity.
CAUACAAAGCCUAAAUCUUUUUAUCAGUUCUCAUCUCAGGACAAGUCCAUGGCGGCGAAAUCUAGCUUUUAGUUACUUGUGUAGGAAGAAGCAUAGGAAGAUUCAAACAAGCAAAGGUAAGAAAAAUUCCAAAAAAACGCAUACGUUAUCAGACAAAGUCAUCGAGGGAAGUUACAGAACGCCAAUUCUUGUGGUGAUCUGUCUGAUAAUACUACUAAACGGGCAGAGCAGCUCUUUCGCACGAGCUAACGCGGAGAAGAAGGUUCAUAUAGUUUACUUGGGUGAGAAGCAGCAUGAAGAUCCGAACACUGUCACUGAAUCUCAUCAUCAGAUUCUGUGCUCUCUUCUUGGAAGCAACGAGACUGCACAUAAAUCUAUGGUGUAUAGUUACAGACAUGGCUUCUCGGGAUUUGCGGCCAAGCUUACCGCGUCACAAGCCAAGGAACUUGCCGAAUUGCCUGAAGUUAUUCAUGUCACCCCGGAUAGUUUCUACCAAGUGGCGACUACCAGAACUUGGGAUUACUUAGGACUUUCUGCGGCCAAUCCGAAAAAUCUUCUCAACGAAACAGACAUGGGCGAACAGGUUAUCAUCGGUGUCAUCGACACAGGAGUGUGGCCAGAGUCUGAAGUGUUCAACGAUAAUGGGAUUGGGCCGAUACCGAGCCGUUGGAGAGGAGGCUGCCAAUCUGGAGAGCUCUUCGACCCCUCAGCUCAUUGCAACAGAAAACUAAUAGGAGCCAAGUACUUCAUUGACGGAUUUAUCGCCACUUUCGAAACAUUCAAUGCCACGGAAACAGUAGACUACAUUUCCCCGAGAGACUACGAUGGCCAUGGCACACAUGUUGCCACCAUUGCAGGAGGUUCUUUCAUUCCUAACAUUAGCUACAAAGGACUGGGUCAAGGUACCGUGAGAGGCGGUGCACCCCGGGCCCGUAUAGCGGCCUAUAAGGCAUGCUGGUAUCUCGAUUCGCUAGAAUCGGCUACUUGUUCGUCGGCUGAUAUCUUAAAAGCAAUGGAUGAAGCUAUAAAUGACGGGAUCGACGUCCUGUCAAUCUCUCUUGGAAUCCGAGUUCCUUUGCGUCUAGAGACCGAUAUGAGCGACGGGAUAGCCACAGGAGCAUUCCAUGCGGUCACAAAGGGUAUUACGGUCGUAUGUUCUGGAGGUAAUGCUGGCCCAGCGGCUCAGACUGUCGUGAACGCUGCUCCAUGGAUCUUGACAGUGGCUGCAACCACUCUAGACCGGUCUUUCGCCACAGCCAUUACACUUGGGAACAACUUGACAAUACUGGGCCAAGCAAUGUACACAGGACGAGGACUCGAUUUCACUAGUUUGGUUUACCCUGAGGACCCGGGAAACAGCAACGAGACGUUUAGCGGAACCUGUGAGAAUCUCAUUCUGAAUAGCAACAGUACCAUGGCUGGAAAAGUAGUGUUGUGUUUCACAACUUCAACACGUUACAGUGCUGUCGCAACCGCUGUACGGUAUGUGAAAUGAGCCGGUGGUCUUGGUGUGAUCGUGGCAAGAAAUCAAGGCAACAAUCUAGCUCAAUGUGAUGAUGAUUUUCCUUGCGUUGCUGUUGAUUACGAGCUAGGAACCGAUAUUCUGUUCUACAUUCGUUCAACCGGGUCACCUGUUGUGAAGAUUCAACCUUCAAGAACCCUCGUUGGACAACCCGUGGGGACAAAGGUCGCCGCUUUCUCAUCGAGAGGACCUAAUUCGAUCUCUCCAGCCAUUCUCAAGCCAGAUAUUGCAGCACCGGGAGUCAACAUAUUAGCGGCGACUUCUCCAAAUGAAACUUUCAACGAUGGAGGCUUCGUAAUGAUGUCAGGAACAUCAAUGGCAGCUCCCGUGAUUUCAGGAGUUGCUUCACUUCUCAGAGCUUUGCAUCCUGAUUGGUCUCCUGCUGCUAUUAGAUCAGCUCUUGUCACCACAGCUUGGAGAACCGAUCCGUAUGGAGAGCCGAUUUCUGCGGAAGGGUCACCUCGGAAGCUAGCAGAUCCGUUCGACUAUGGAGGAGGCCUUGUGAAUCCAGAAAAAGCUGCAGAACCCGGUCUUGUUUACGACAUGGGCAUCGACGACUACAUCCUCUACUUAUGCUCGGCUGGUUACAACGACUCCUCGAUCUCUCAACUUGUCGGAAAAGGAACGGCUUGCCCGAACCCGAAGCCGUCCAUUCUUGAUCUGAACUUGCCUUCGAUCACCAUUCCAGACCUCAGGGAUGAAGUCACUCUCUCAAGAACAGUCACUAACGUUGGACCAGCCGACUCUGUCUACAAGAUCUUGGUGGAGAAUCCGCUGGGGAUCGACGUUGAGGUGAGACCAGACACUUUAGUGUUCAACAACUCCACGGCCAGAAGGGUUGCCUUCACGGUCCGAGUCUCGACCAAGCACAAGAUCAACACUGGUUUUUACUUUGGGAGUUUGACUUGGAGUGAUUCUGUGCAUAAUGUGACCAUUCCUGUAUCUGUGAGGACACAGAUUCUCCAGAACUAUUAUGAUGAGAACUGACCUUUCAUGUGCUUUGUAAAUCAUCGAUCGCUUGGAUUAUCUUAUCUGUAAUAAUUUAUUAUUAAUAAAUUGAUAUAUUUUUUAGUA